AUGUCCGACGAUCGCUCGACCUCCCCCAUCUCCGUCCCCAAUUCCCAGUCUCGCCAGCGGCGAGGCUCCCUGGGCGCCACCUUCACCGACCUCUUUGCGAAGCAGAGCAACCCACCCCCCGCGAGCGGCCCCCAGGCGACCGGAUCCAACGGCCAGGCCAACCAUCAGCGCCGGCUGUCGAUUUCAACCCUUGGCCUGUCCGGCUCGCCGACCCAGACCUCCGCUUUUGGAAAUGCCUUCCGCCGGGGCAGCCUGUCGAGCUCCAUGGGCUCCAACGCCCCCAACGGCGAGGAUGCCGUGGGCGAAGAUGCAGAGAGUGCAUCCCCCGGCGCGACGCCCAGCUCACCGUUCGCACGACGGGUCUCCUUCGGCGCCCAGGCGCUGCGGGAGGCUCGCACAGGAAGCAUUGGCAAUGGUAGAUAUCCCCCACCACCCGGGCAGCCGGCCAAAGCAGCCCGAGCCAGCGGGUCCUCGCCCGGCUCGGCGUCGGUCCGCAGCCCACCCCGCUCCCCUGCCGCUGCUGCAAGUACAAACACAGUUGCUUUCCAGGAUGAGAGAUCUAACGCAUCGCGCCGGCCUACAGGCGAAGGCUUCAACUGGACUGAGGCGCUCCGCUCGCGUGCCGAGCGCGCCCCGUCCAUCGGUGGCCCCAUCUCCCCGCCGGGUCCGCAGGGUCAGUCGGCGAUCCGUCAGCCGGGCCAGCAUCAGCGAGCGGCUUCUGUCGCCACUAUGGAGCAGCCCGUUCGGGAAAUGCCCAAGCAGCCUAAGCAGAAUAAGCCGGAUUUCUUCCAGGAGAAGAUCCUUCGCGGUGACUUUAUGGAUUAA
Molecule: messenger RNA, 825 nt
Organism: Penicillium riverlandense
Lineage: Eukaryota; Fungi; Ascomycota; Eurotiomycetes; Eurotiales; Aspergillaceae
Exons: 1
Coding region: 1-825 (274 amino acids)
Source: RefSeq, a predicted model, not a curated record